Messenger RNA from Symbiodinium sp. CCMP2456, 607 nucleotides. The record is from the annotation of a GenBank genome assembly. Lineage: Eukaryota; Dinophyceae; Suessiales; Symbiodiniaceae.
GUCGGGCAAUGAAUAUCGAUUUACGAUCUAUUUUGCCUACGGUACCUUCUACGUCUUGAACGGGUUUGCGACCGCCCUUCUCCGGAGCAACUACCGAGAGAAGCACCAUCUGCGACGGGAGUUGCGCCGAUUCGAUCUAAACCAGGUCUCAUGUAUGCACGAGUUCGACCGAACGUUCAUUUAUUCUGCGAUCUCGAAGUGGUACGGGAGCAAGGAAGCCUUCACGGAGUUCGUAAGGCAGGACCUGCGGCAGGAUUUGGAACCUAGCCUGGCCAAGCGCUUUCCCUUCAAAUACCUUCUUCUCCUGAUGGCGGCUUUGGUGUCCACCAGCAUGGAGUUCUUCGUGGCCAUGUGGAAGGGGGGGGCCCCCUUUGAGUCUUUGCUGUCCUUUGCAUUGGCGAUUCUGUUGGGGGUGGAUGUUUUCGUCGCUACGUGCCUCUCUGUGACCAUGAACUACCUCACGGAUCGCUUUGCUGCCCGUCGUUUUGGCCGCUUUGACCAUGUGCAGACAUUUCUGAUCAUUUCGUUUAUCGCUGCCUUUUUCUACUACUCGAACAAUCUUGCAGUGGCGGCCUACGCCUCCAGCCUGGAGCAUUGCAUCCUCUUC